Messenger RNA from Geodia barretti, 1713 nucleotides. Lineage: Eukaryota; Metazoa; Porifera; Demospongiae; Tetractinellida; Geodiidae. The record is from the annotation of a GenBank genome assembly.
AUGCUGGGAUGUGUUCCGCCGGCGUCAUCCCAGCGCUUUCUCCGGCGGACGCGACAUUGGAGGUUUGGCUAUGACCGUGAUGGUAACCGGCGGCACCGGAUUUAUCGGCAACCGCAUCAUUCGCAAGCUGGUGGAACGGGGCCAAGAUGUGCUUGUUCGACCUGCUCCCAGCGGGCUAACCUGCAACCCCUGCUGGACCGGAUUUCCAUCUACCGCGGCGACGUUACCCGCAUGGACCACCUGCUGGAAGCGAUCAACAGUCAUAAUGUGGACCGGAUCAUCCACAUGGCGGCCCUGUUGCCACCCGAUACCGAGGACCGGCCCGCUACCGGCAUGGCCGUCAACAUCGACGGCACCAACAACGUCUUCGAGGCAGCCCGCUGGGGCAAUAUCCAGCGCGUGGUGUAUGCCAGCAGCAUCGCGGUGUACGGUGUGCAGGACACCUUCGGCGACCGCCCCCUCACCGAGGACGACCUGGCCGCGCCCAUCAAUGUUUACGGCAUGACCAAGGCCGUCAACGACUUUGCCGCCGCCCGCUACCGCACCCUCCACGGCCUGGACAUUCGGGGCGUGCGCAUCUGCACCGUCUUCGGCCACGGGCGUGUCACCGGGAUGACCGGCAUGAUCGGUGGCCUGAUGAUGUCUUUGCCCGCCAUCGGCCAGCCGGUGGAGAUGAACUUCGAUCCCCGGGAAGCGUCGCCCAUGAUUCAUACCGAAGACGCUGCCGAGAUUUUCGUGCGCGUGGCACUUGCCGACCAACUGAGCCACCACAUUUACAUCAGUGGCGGAGAACUGGCCACCAUCGCCGACGUGGCCGAUAUCGUGCGUUCCUACAUCCCCGACGCCAGCAUCCGCACCGGCGACCGCCCGGUUCCCCACGUGUACCUGGUGGACAACAGCCGCAUGAUGGCUGAUGUUGGAUACGAGCUGCCGCCUCUGCGUAUGCGCGUUCUCGAUCACAUCAACGACGCUCGCGCCGAAGCCGGCCUGGAGCCGAUAUCGGGCUAUGUCCCCGGAGCCUUCGGACAGGGGGGCAAUGACCCCUCCUUCCUGCGGACGCUGGUGGAGCUGGGCGACAAAUACGAGUACGACUCCAUCUGGCUCAGCGACCGCAUUUGCAGCGAUCGCUUCAGCCUGGAACCCAUGGUCGCCCUGUCCCUGGUGGCCGGUUACUCCGAACGCCUUAAGUUCGGCACCAGCGUCCUCGCCCUGCCUCUGCGGAACCCGGUGGUUCUCGCCAAGCAAGUUGCCACGCUGGACUGGCUGUCUCAGGGCCGGUUCUUCCCCGCGGUCGGCCUGGGUCAGGAAGACCCCGACGAAUACGAAGCCUGCGGCGUGCCCAAGGCCGACCGCGCUCGCCGCACCGACGAGGCCAUUGGGCUGAUGCGCCGUCUGUGGCAGGAGGAAUACGUAACCCACGAGGGCGAUUUCUUCACCACCCACAACGUCUCGGUUACGCCCCGCACGAGGCUGGCGAAGCCAAAAUCCGAGCAGUUCGUCACCCGUCAGCGUCCCGACGCCCAUUUCACCGAAUAUUCGGCCGUCGGCACCUCGGAGCAGAUCGGUGAUUUCAUCGAACAAUAUGUGGACGCCGGCGGGUAUAAAUUCGUGAUUCGUCCCCUCUGCUCCGGCACCGAAUCCAUGGAGCAGCUGGAACAGGCUGGCGAGGAAAUCCUGCCCCGUUUCCAUGGCCCAUUGAGUAGCAACGCCUGA